This is a messenger RNA of Cyclocybe aegerita, 6156 nucleotides long. NCBI's taxonomy places the organism in Eukaryota, Fungi, Basidiomycota, Agaricomycetes, Agaricales, Hemipholiotaceae. The record is from the annotation of a GenBank genome assembly.
AUGUACUUCAACAAGAUCGCGUUCGCUGCAGUCGCUUUUGCUACCGUACAAGUGUCGGCGCUUGUACCGAGGAGCGUUUUUGAGCAUUUCGUGGCUCGUCAGAGUGGGCCUUGCGAUGAUACUUGCGCUCCCUUCCAGACAGCUGUAAACACAUGCAACACGACAGCGUGUCUUUGUACCACUGCUGUGGCAACUAAUCUUCAAGAAUGCGUGGACUGUGCCGUUGGUGUAAGCAAUAACGCGACUGUAAUCGCAGCCGCACAAUCCCUUGUUUCCACGUUCAGCAACAGUUGCGCAUCAUUCAACAUCCCCGUCGUCACCGUACCCGGCGGCAGCGCGAGCACUUCAGCCUCAUCCAGCUCUACGCGAUCAGUCAACACCGUCAGCAGCGUCAGCGAUCCAACGACCAGCUUCAGUCAAAUCGUCGUCCGGCCUUCAACUACGGACCCCAGCACCGCUACCGCUGUUGUUGGAGGAUCUGGGGCUUCGGAUCUGGAUACUCGUAACACCAAUUCCUGGGACCUCGAGUAUCUGAGCGCAGAAAUCAUGAGCUCCCUGGCGUUUCUGGUCACUGAACUUCAGUCUCUGGCUAGUGAGACAAGAAGAAAGCAUCCUGAGAUACGGGAGGCUGCCGAGAAGUCACUGGCCAUUUUGCGUGCAUCACCUGAACAGGCCACGGCCAACCUAGCCUCAGAUGGCCCGCAAUCCGACGACCUGCUCCGACCAGUUUUUAUGGGCUGCGCAACGAAGAACGCGAAAGUCGUCGCCAUCUCUCUAGGCUCCCUCCAGCGCCUCAUCUCGCUCAAGGCCGUCCCUCAGUCGGCCGUGCCGCUCAUCAUCACCACCAUGAAUGACGCGAUGUCUCAAGGCGUAGACAUCCAACUGCGUAUCCUCCAAACUCUCGUAUCGCUCGUCCCGAACUUCCCAGCCAUCCACGGCAGUCUGUUGGGAGAUGCACUGCUUCUGUGUUUCAAGCUGCAAGAGUCACGAAUAGCAGUCGUUUCGUCGACAGCGGCUGCAACUCUUCGUCAACUCGUUAUGUUCGUGGUGGAUAAGAUGGUACUGGAGGAUCGAAUGGCAGAGACGGAAGAGAUACCAGCUUCGAAGCUUUCAGAGGUCCAACUGCCAGAUGGUACUACGAAACACCUCGGUCCGUCGGCAAAGGACGCGUUCUCCGUGUUUGAAGACCUGUGUCUGCUUGCGAAUGGGGAGAAGCCGCAUUUCUUGAAGCUAGAGUUCCUUCAUAAAACGUUCGCGUUGGAGUUGAUUGAGAGUGUACUCACGAAUUACCACGAACUCUUCCGAAAACACAAUGAACUCAUCCUCCUCCUUCGCCACCAUCUAUGCCCGCUUCUCCUCAAAUCCCUAUCAGAAAGACCGCAAUUCCCACUAUCAUUGCGCUGCACGCGCGUUGUCUUCCUGCUGCUCAAGCAAUUUUCGUUUGAGCUGAAGACGGAGGCAGAAGUCUUCCUGAUGAUGCUCAUUCGAAUAAUCAGCGAUGACAAUGCGUCAGAGAGCGGCGAGCACCACCACCAACACCAUGCUCAUUCCUCGCGGCCUUCAUGGAUGCGUGUCCUAGCCAUGGAGAUCAUGCGUGGCCUCUGCUCAGACGCAGAGCUCAUCCGGAACAUGUGGGACCGCUAUGACGCCCAGGACUCGGGCUCGAAAGCAGUGACGUCUCUGAUCACGGCAUUGAGAAGGCUGGUGACGGAGAAGCCUGCUUUGCUGGGAGUCAGCUCGCAGAUGGGCGGGGUUGGUGUGCUGCCGGAGUCGUCCUCUGGGCCUUCGGGUGCUGCUGCUUAUGGAUUGGAUAUGGCGGGUCGAGUGGCUAGCGCAACAGUUUCGGCGGCUGCUGGGAUGAUAGGCGUGGGUGGAGCUGGGUUGAGUGUGCAAGGGUCCUCCAUGAAGCUCCAAUGCAUCGACCAACUGGACAAGGCCGACGGUCCUGGCAUCCCCGAACCAUACAUCUAUCUCCUCGCCGUGCAAUGCAUCGUCUCGUUGUGCGAAGGCUUUGCCUCCUUCUCCGGACCCAUCUACAGCAACAUUGUCGUCCAACGACCACGAGCAGCUGGAGAUGCUGUCAUUCGUGCUCCUCCUGCCCUCAACCUCGACGCCCUCCCACAGAAUGAACCCCAGACUCACCAUCUCAGCAUAGUUCAAUCCAUCAUCUCACAAGCUUGGCCUGCUUUGCUUGCCGCCCUCUCCUUCAUCAUCGCUACGAACCUGUCCGAUGAGCUCUUCGUUGAGGUGUUGGCGAGUUAUCAGGCGAUGACGAACGUCUCGGGGAUGCUAGGGCUUGCGACGCCACGAGACGCGUUCUUCAACUCAUUGUCGAAAUUCGCUGUGCCCAUUCAAGUUGUCUCGAGUCUCGAGGCGUGGGUAGAACAUCCUCCUGCACAGACACCCCGCUCAGCAACCGCAGCACUUUCGGAGGGUCUCGGAUUGGGCGGGCCGGCACAGCCACCUGGACUGUCAGAGAGGAAUAUGGCGUCCCUGAAAGUGCUGGUUGGUUGCGCACUCUUCUUAGCUGGAAGUCUAGGAGAAAGCUGGUACGCUGUGCUUGAAGCUCUUCAGAAUGCCGACGGCGUUCUGUCAAUGAUGACGAAGACAACUUCAGGCCAACCAGGGGGAAAGAAAAGCUUGUUCGGUAGCGGUGGACCUGCAGCACCCAGUACAGGCGCAGGAGGUGGCACCACGAGUCGUGUAACGUCUAUGUCUGGGUCCCAAUCAGGAUCUGGCUCAGGCUCCUCUGCUGCAAGGCAUCCGCUUCUGGCCGAUCUUGACGUCGAGACCAUGCAACUCGCUAUUCAGCGGCUGUUCGAUUCAUCGAAGAAUCUGGAGGAUAGCGCGUUCAAGGAUUUCGUCAAUGCUCUGUGCAAGCUGAGCGCGGAGAUGGUUGGGAUGCAGAGCUCGGAGGUUAUUCCGGUCAACGUUUCGGAAUCUGGAGAAGACAACAGUCAUGGCCUGUUGACCAUCUCGAAUCCGAGCCAAGACAGUAUUGUUCAUCGUAGGAGAGUUAGCGGUAUCUCAAUACCCAGGAACCAGCAACGAUCUGUGGACUUCAGCAUCUCUAAACUUGGUGGUGUAGCCAUGCUCAACAUCCAUCGCCUUAUCUACCGCUCUCCAGACAUCGCAUGGAACACAACAACCACCCACUUGCUCAUGGUCAUCCGCCUACAGUUUGCACCCCAAACCAUUCGCAUACAGGCAGCUCGAGUCCUCGACGAGAUCCUUCUCAUUGUACCACGCAACCUGACAAAUACUGGAGACCUACAAGCCCAAGUUCAGCGUCGCGUUCUCGAAGUCCUCUCUCAGCAAGUCAUCCCCGAUCCAUCCAUUCCUUUGUAUCAACAAACGACAACGAGCGUCGAGCUGCGGCGGAUGGGGUUGGAGACUUUGCACCAGAUUCUCCAGGCAGCGGGUCAUACGCUCGUAGUGGGCUGGGAAAUCAUCUUUCGAAUGCUUGAAAGCGUCUGUCGGCCUCCUGGUUCAGCCCAGAGUGCGCCCGGCCCUAUUCGCCCAUCGCGCUCAAGGUCGACAGACUCUGUAUCUUUGCUCAGUGGACCACCUUCCCCUGCUGCAAAAGCACGACCAUUGCCUCUUGGAUUAGGAAACCCGACAGAAAAGAGUUACAGCGGACUGGUUAAAAUCGCUUUCCAGUCAUUGACCCUCGUUUGUGAUUCGGUAUCAUCCCUCUCGCCUGAGCAUCUGCGAUUAUGUAUUGGUACUCUCGGUCAAUUCGGACGACAGGCGGACACGAACAUUGCUCUGACCGCGGCUGCAAGUCUUUUGUGGAGUGUGUCCGAUGCUAUUCAGUCAAAACGGAAGAACGUCGACGAAGAACCGGAGUACAGCGAGCUAUGGAUGUUCCUCCUCCUUGAGGUACUCGGCCUUUGUACAGACCCUCGUGCAGAGGUCAGAGAUGGCGCCAUCCAGACCUUGUUCAGAACGAUGCAGCUUUAUGGUGGCACUCUGAGCUCGGAAACCUGGGACCAAUGUAUUUGGAAGAUCACCUUCCCACUACUCGAGGCUUUGACAAGCGAGAUGCGACAACUCAAAGAGACGAGCCAAACCCUGGGACAAGGCGUCGAGCAAGCCUGGGACGAGUCGAAGGUCCUCGCAUUCUACUCCAUUGGCUCCAUCUUCUCCGAUUUCCUCGUCUCCAAAAUCAUGCUGCUUGACUCUUUUACUAAGGCCUGGGAUUUCUUCGUCGGCCAGAUCGAAGAAGCCAUUCUCCUCGACAACCGGAGCGUCAGUGCCCCUGCGCUGCGCUGCCUAGAGAAGGGCAUCAAAGCAUCGGCAGACGCGGAGGGCGUUCUUCGUGUCCGAGUUUCCGAGCUGCUGGAAAGGUCAUGGCAAGCCGUGGAUAUGCUCGGGUCGUCGGCGACGAAGAGAUAUAAUUCCCUAGCGGAUAUGGAGGCGUCACCGUUCCAGCCGUUUACCCAGGAGAGCCUGGUAGCGUUUGUAGACGUGAUACAGUGCAUGAGGAAGACGAGUCGGGGUGUAGAUGGCAAGGAGUGGGAUUUGCCGAGGCUGACGAGGCUGAUGGUCAUUCUGAAAGGUGUCCUAACUUACCCCAACUCGCCCGAUUAUAGACCAGAUAUCGACGCCCUUCCGCCUGUGCAAGCCGUCGUGAUGAACACUGUGCAAGACAUCGACCUGGCUGUCCCUGGCUCGCCCUCCCUCGUCAUGCGGGAUCUCUCUGAAUACGCCACUCUACCAUUCCUGGCGGCGUUCGAUGUCGUCCCUCAUCCACGAAACCAGUUACCACAAACGCCCCAAAAGCGAAUCACGUAUAUCUCGUUGUCGAAGAAGACGAUGCCACUGCUUGUGGAUUUGUUCUUGAGGUUCAAAUCGAGUCCGGAUAUCUAUGUCGAUGGGACGUUGGAAUCAGUCUUGUCUGCGUAUUCCAUACCUAUCAAGCUGAAGUACGAAUGCCCGGCACCUUCGAAGUACGGGAAGGAUCUACCACUGUGGAAGACUGCCACGACAUGCUUCCUAAGAAUUGUCAAGGAGUGCACACAUCAUGUCAAGCACCUGGAAGAGCAAAUUCCUGAUGAGCGGAUAGAAGGGAUCUGGAGGCAGAUUUUGGACGUCUUCAAGGGCGGCGUCCUCGCUGAUUGCUCAAUGUCAGAAUCAUUCCCUCUCGACGUCCAAGAGGCAGAAGAGAACUUCGAUCUCGCUCUCGUUGCCUCUCUUGAGAUCGACGUCGUGGCCCACCUCGGAGACCCUCGCGUUUCAGAUGUGGUCGUCGCCCAACUCGGCAAGAUUCUUCAACAAGGCAGCAAACUGUACGAAUCUGACGACCCCGGCUCGUCGUCCUCGCGAUCCUCUACAACCUCCAUGUUUUCGUCCUCCUCGGCAUCAUCGAUACCUACCUCGCCUCCGACAUCGACGAAGGGGAAGGGAAGUAGGACAUCGCCCCCUCCGACCCUCAGCCCAGCACUGAAGGCUGUGGGUAUCGAUACGGAUACGUCGUAUCCUGAGCUGGGGUCGUCGGAUAUUGGGAACCUACUUCCGAGAGAGAGGUUCUCGUAUUGGUGUUUUGAUUUGCUGUUCUUGAUAUGCUCAGACGUAACACGAGAUCAAGAGCACUCUCGAAAACGCCUGGCGGCGCUCAGUCUCUCUUCGUUGCUGAAUAGGUGUCGGACGACACUGGUGGGGUACGUUGCUGAUGAGUCGCUGAGGGGCAAUAUGCCGUUCCCGAGGGCUAGAGAGGAAGAGCUGCUGUAUGUUCUGAGAAAGCUCCUGGCACUUCGACUUUGGCCAGGCUCACUAUGGGCAGCACUGUCGGAUGAUCCGACCAAGUACUGUGACAAGCAACCAGCCCUUGGGACAGACAUUCCAAUCCCUUCUACACCUCAAGAACUUAUCGGAGACUCCGUAAAACGUUCGACGGUGGCGCACCUAUUUCACUUCUACCCUGUCCUAUGCGAGCUCGCAUCAAUACCAAGGAAAAGCCCAACACAAUGGGUGCCAUCCUCUCUCAUUAAUGUAGGCGCCGGUGGGCAACAGUCGCCUCCACAUGGGAAGGCUAUUGAGCAAUCAACGAGCUCGAGUGGCAAGGACUCCGGAACCACGGUCGAGUUGGAUGCGAGGGUACUGGCGCGCGACUGUCUGAAGGCCAUCGGGCGGGAGAUGGGAGUGUCGAGAUAG